AAGAUAUUGAUUCUGUACAAUAUUCAGACGAGAGUUUGAACGAAUAAAUUCGGCGUCUGUUUUAGAAAAGCACGUGGGAGCUUAGAACCACCAAAAUGACAAAAAUUAGAAAGGUGAAACGUAGGAAGAAGUUCCGCAUGAAUGUAAAUCGCAAAAGACUAAGGAAUAAGUUAAGGAAAUUACCUAAUAUACAAUGCCCUCAGUUAAAAGAUUCAUGGGAAGUAACGAUGUCCACUAGAACUAAUUUGAAGCAAAUGGGACUAGCAUAUGAUGCAAAUGAAGCUAUAAAAAUUCCAAAUAGUAAAAAAGAAAUUAUUGAAGAUGCUAAGAGUAAAGUUGUUGACCCUGAAGAUAUGUCGGAUCAAGGGGAAGAUGUAGAAAUGGAACCUACAAAGGGUCAUGUUGCUAAAGAAUUAGAAGCUGAGGCCAAAGCUCCAAGGCAAAAGAUGUUGAGGUUGCCAAAUAGUCAAAUAUAUUUCCUUACAUAUCUUAUGGAUAAAUAUGGAGAAGAUUACAAGGCAAUGGUACGGGAUAAGAAGAACUAUGAUCAAUUGACGUGGAAACAGAUACGUGCUAAAAUUAAAAUGUUCAAGCGUAUUCCUGAGCAAUAUAACGAGUACCUUCAAAGUAAAAACACUCAAUGAGUAGUUUUCAUUGUGCUUAGUUAAACCUGUUUGAAGUAUUUUUGUGUAAAAAAAUAGAUAUGUGAAAAUUGUGAUGUAAGUAUAUGCAAGAACUGUGUCAAGAAAAAGGUUAAAACAUUUGUUUUAAAGUGAAGGUAAAUACUUUUUAUAUCGUUUAUACAAUACUAUACAUUGAUAAUUAAAAUAGAUCUAUAUUCUCAUUUGUAUCAUUUCUAAACAUUUAACACUUUGUAUAUCAAUUACAAAGUCAGUGUAUAAUUUGCAUUGUAUAUAAUUAAAAUAAAAAAUAUGACAAUGUUUA
This is a messenger RNA of Nomia melanderi (Alkali bee), 945 nucleotides long. Its product is annotated as nucleolar protein 16. The record is from RefSeq and is a predicted model, not a curated record. Gene Ontology annotation, biological process: ribosomal large subunit biogenesis. NCBI's taxonomy places the organism in Eukaryota, Metazoa, Arthropoda, Insecta, Hymenoptera, Halictidae. Gene Ontology annotation, cellular component: nucleolus.